UUUAUCCUUUUAGAUUAUCUGUAUUUGAGGCCAUGUAAUGUUUAACAGAGGAAAACAGCAGUAAAGCAACAAGAGCAAAAUCCAUGCAAGAGCAGGACCCUUCUGAAUGCAAUUAGCAGAAAAGUAUGAUGAAGGCCAUCCUCCUGCUAUGCUCACUGCUGGCCAUCCUUUACCCUGCAGUACCCAGUGUGAGACAGACUGACCACCACAAUGAAGAGCCCAGAGCAACUCACCUUCAUGAGCAGCAUCCUCAUGAGGAAGAUUCUCUUGCUUUCUGCAAGCAUAUAAUCCCCAGCAACACGGACUUUGCCUUCAGGUUUUACAGGCAAGCAACUGUCCAAGCACCUGGCAUGAAUAUUUUCUUCUCCCCAGUCAGUGUCUCUGCUGCCCUUGCCCUGCUGGCCCUGGGCUCCAGAGCUACAACCCAGGCUCAGCUGCUGGAGGGGCUGGCCUUUAAUCUCACCAGCAACAGGGAGGAGGAGAUACACCUUGGCUUUCACCAUCUUCUUCUCCUGCUGAACCGUCCUGGCAGCCAGGUGGAGCUGAGCAUGGGAAAUACCUUGUUCAUGGACAAACACCUGAAGCCACUGACAACAUUUCUGAAGGACAUGAAAAAUCUGUACAAGGGGGAAAUUAUUUCUAGUAACUUUCAGAAUUCCACUGAGGCUAAAAAAGAGAUCAAUGAUCAUAUAAAAAACAAAACACAUGGGAAGAUAAAUCAAAUACUUAAGGACCUCGAUCCAAACUCUUUAAUGGUACUUGUUAACUAUAUUUAUUUCAAAGCCUACUGGGAAAAUCCUUUCAAUAUGAAAGGGACUCACAAGGAUUAUUUCUAUGUGAAUGAAAAGACUUUGGUUGAAGUGAAGAUGAUGAUUCGAGAUAGCUUUUAUGACAUAUAUUCUGACAAGAAGCUGUCAUGCAAGGUGGUGAGGAUUCCUUACAAGGGAAAUGUUUCAGCACUGUUUAUCCUGCCCAAUGAAGGAAAAAUGAAAAGGCUGGAGGAUGGUCUGAUGAAAGACACAGUGUCUAAAUGGGAAAAAUCACUUGAAAGACGGAGGAUGGAAGUGCAUAUUCCAAAAGUAUCCAUUUCUGGCACCUAUGACUUAAAGAAGAUGGUCAUGAAUCUGGGUAUAACAGAUGUGUUUUCCGACCAGGCUGAUCUGUCUGGAAUCAUAGGAAAGUUCAACCUGAAGGUUUCAAGAGCUAUUCACAAGGGUCUGCUGAAAAUUCAUGAGAAUGGCACAGAGGCUGCAGCAGUCACUGGCACAGAGUUUGCUCCUCAUUCUGUUCCUCCUGUUAUAAAGUUCAACCGUCCAUUUUUGCUGUUGAUUGUUGAUCAAUACACUGAAAGUAUCCUCUUCAUAGGAAAAAUUGUAAACCCACUGAAAAAUGGUUGAUCAUGUGGCAGGUCUAACUGAUUUGAAUAGCACUUUAAGCAUUUAUAGUCUGAUGUAAUUAAAAUUAUUUUAAAUCUUUUAGUAA
This is a messenger RNA of Coturnix japonica (Japanese quail), 1482 nucleotides long. RefSeq names its product alpha-1-antitrypsin-like. Gene Ontology annotation, molecular function: serine-type endopeptidase inhibitor activity. The record is from RefSeq and is a predicted model, not a curated record. NCBI's taxonomy places the organism in Eukaryota, Metazoa, Chordata, Aves, Galliformes, Phasianidae.